This is a messenger RNA of Dentiscutata heterogama, 137 nucleotides long. Lineage: Eukaryota; Fungi; Glomeromycota; Glomeromycetes; Diversisporales; Gigasporaceae. The record is from the annotation of a GenBank genome assembly.
CUACGAUCGUAUGAGAUCGAAGGAGAGAUUUUGUUACUUUAAUGAUACUGACGAUAUUUGGGAUGAAAUCAAAAAAGAGUUAGAAGGACAUGUUGAAUUAGUGCUUUAUGAAUCUAUUCUUGUUAAUCUUAUUGGAG